Molecule: messenger RNA, 1984 nt
Organism: Cimex lectularius (bed bug)
Lineage: Eukaryota; Metazoa; Arthropoda; Insecta; Hemiptera; Cimicidae
Product: oxysterol-binding protein 1-like
Exons: 6
Coding region: 74-1930 (618 amino acids)
Cellular component (GO): cytosol; intracellular membrane-bounded organelle; membrane
Molecular function (GO): sterol binding
Source: RefSeq, a predicted model, not a curated record
CCUAACAUUUAUAAAAAAAUAUUUCAGUGAUGAUUUAGAUGUAGGAUAAAUUUAUGUGAUAUUUAAAUUCAACAUGGAGGCAAAAACUGUCGCUGACUUUUUUUAUCGAAGGUGGAGAAGGCAAGGAGCAGUAGAAGUUCACUGGAGAACGCUCGAUGACGCGUGUACUUUGCACGGGGAAGUUGACCAACUUAAAGUCGAAGACAUCGGAUUUCACAGGGAUUCGGACGAAAGCGUCGAUGAGGAAGAAUGUCCAGACGAGAAGAAAAAUUUCACGCUAGACAGCAGCGAGUCCGAGAUGUCAGAACCUAUACCGUUUAUCCAAUCGAAAAAACAUACGUUAAAAUAUCUCCCUCAAUUGGAAAAUACAGACAAUAUAUGGUAUACGGAGAAAGACGAACUGGUUAAAAAGCCAGAUAUUGAAAUUCAACAUGAGUCCGAGGAGAAAAAAAAAAUCAAGGCUCCACCAGCAGGUGCUAGUAUAACAUCUGCAGAAGAGGAACGAAAAAGCGAAGUAGAAAAGGUGAUAGAGAAAAAAGAAAGAUCAAUGUGGGAUGAAUUUUUACAAGAUGAAUGGAAAGAAUUAGAACCCUCAAGUGACCAACUAAUUAGAGAAGUAAAACAAAGAAGAACUUCUCUUCCAUUUAAGCCCACAGUGCAUCCCAGAACUUACAAAAAUUUUACUUCGAGAUAUGUGGAUUGGAUUCAAGCACCUCUGGAAUAUUAUGAGCCACUGUCAGUGUUACAAAAAAUAGCCGAAGAUUUUGAAUAUACAAAAUUGUUAGAUGCCGCAAGCAGAGUGCAAGACGAAUUGAAACAAAUAUGCUAUAUUGGAGCAUUUUCUGUAACUUCACUGGCCAUGUCUCCUUUUAGGACAGCUUGGCAAUUUAUUCCACUUCUCGGUGAAACAUAUGAGCUCGAUCGAACAGACGACUUAGGAUGGUAUCUGCUUUCAGAAUGCGUCUCGAUUAAACCUCCAAUAAUCGCUCAAUUUUGUGUCUCAAAAGAGUGGAUUUGUUUUCAACAAUUUUACUAUAAAGUUGUCUACUUAAGGGAUGAAUAUGUUGUAGCAAAACAACUUUCUGUUUACAACUUACACUUCAAAUCUACAGGGCGUCAUUAUACAUGGAAGAAAAGAAUAUCAUUUGUUUGCGAUGCAAUUGAAGGACAUUACUGUGUUCAUAAUAUUCAAAAUAUUGAUAUUGUUAAUAAUGAUAUAAAUCAUGUUUGUCAUGUUUUGCUCACCCCAUAUGAAAACUGGUUAGAAAAACAAGAAACGGUUAAAGGGGCAGUGGUGGAUGACGAAAAUACGGUUAGGUGGGUUUUUGACGGUUUAUGGAAUAUGAAAAUAGAAAUGGCACAAGUCAAAAUCCAGCCAGGUUGCUCAUUUGAUGUUAUCCUGUCACGACCGCUACUAUACCAAGGACCCCGGAAAGUCAUCUGGCAGUUAAAUCUUUUACCGCCAGAAUGUGAAAAUUUCUACAACUUCAGUUACUUUGCUUGUAAUCUAAAUGAAUUUGAUGCUACAGUACCUCCGACAGAUUCAAGAAGGAGAUCAGACAUAAGAACAUUCGAAGAUGGCAAUUGGUCCUUAUGUGAAAAAUUAACGAAACAUGUUCGACAAACUGACCCUUGUAGAUGUGUCGACAGACGACCCGUCAAGGAGUUGCUGUUUGAAAAAACAUUAUUUUUAGAUCAUGACCGUUUCCAGGAAGACUAUCAACACUCUAUUUGGUUUACGAAAACCAUGGUGCCAGUAGAAAAUACGUAUGAAGUUGAUGAUUGUAGUGAAGUGGAUGAUUACGUAUCACCUAAAUGGCAUAAAAGAAAGUAUAUUAAAAGAAAAAAAGAAGACAUGAAAUGUACUUAUACUGGCAAUUAUUAUUACCUAAAGUGGUUGCAAGAAUGGGAAUAUUCUCCAAUAUUUUAAGCUCACCUUUUGAUUUCAAAAUAAAUUGAUUGAAGUAAAACAGGAAACACACUU